This is a messenger RNA of Adineta steineri, 1209 nucleotides long. Lineage: Eukaryota; Metazoa; Rotifera; Eurotatoria; Adinetida; Adinetidae. The record is from the annotation of a GenBank genome assembly.
AUGUCUGAUCGUUAUUUUAAAAAUAAUUAUUCAGAUUACAAUGGAGAACAAUAUCUCAAUCAGAAUAAUCAAUUGCCUUCUGAAUUAAGUUCACCCAUAAUUCGAUGGAUUGAACAUCAUUUACAUAAACUUGAACAGAAUAUCAAUCAAACUGAUUCAUCUGAUGAAACAGUUUAUACAGGCAGUGCAGGUAUUGCAUUACUUUACAUGCAUCUUACUUCACUCUUUCCGGAUAGAAAAAGUAAUUAUAUUUCGAAAGCAAAAUUAUUACUUGACUCUUCCUUACAACAACUUGAUGAAAGAAGAAUAACAUUUUUAUGUGGUGCUCCAGGACCAUUAGCAAUAGCUGCAGUUAUUUCGUAUAAAUCUGGUGAUCAAGAAACAGCAAAUAAAUAUGUUAAUAGAAUCCUAUCAAUGAAAAAUCAAGCUUUGAGUCAUUCAAAUCCAGAUGAAUAUCUCUAUGGACGAUCUGGUUAUCUUUAUACAUUAAUGUUUCUUCGAAAAGAAAUUGGACAUAAUAUUAUCGAUAGUCAACAUGUUACUGAUAUUUUUGAAGCCAUAAUUAAAUCAGGUGAAAAAUAUGCACGAGAAACACGUUCAAAAUCACCAUUAAUGUAUAAAUGGCAUGAUUCAGAAUAUAUGGGAGCAGCACAUGGUGUUACAGGAAUAAUUUAUCUUCUUUUAAAAGUAACACAUCAUGAAUCAUUUACACAUCUUCGACCAUAUAUUGAAUCUCAUUUAAUACCAACGAUUGAAUUUCUUAAAACAAAACGAUUAUCAAGUGGUAAUUAUAUCUCAUCAAGUGAUAGUAAAUCAGAUAAACUUGUACAAUGGUGUCAUGGUGCACCUGGUUUUAUUUAUUUAUUUGUUCGAGCAUAUGAAGUGACUGGAGAUAGUUCAUAUAUGGAAUUAGCAUUAUCAGCUGGUGAUGUUGUUUGGCAACGUGGAAUUUUAACAAAAGGUUAUGGUCUUUGUCAUGGUACAGCAGGCAAUGGUUAUGUAUUUCUUAAUCUUUAUCGUGCAACAAAUGAUUUGAAAUGGCUUCAUCGUGCAUUAAAAUUUUCUGAAUUUUGUUUGGAUUAUGGAAAACAUAAUUUACCAAGAGCACCGGAUUGUCCCUACUCACUUUUUGAAGGUUUAGCUGGAACGAUUUAUUAUAUGGCUGAUAUACUUAAUCCCACUCACGCUCGAUUUCCUGCAUUUGAAUAA